AUGCAGCCUAAACUUGAAUCACAAUCACUUGUAUUCGAUCAACAACCAUCGACAUUACAAACAAAAAUGGUACCUAUUGCACCUCGUUAUGAUGCAAAUCAACAAAAUACAACGAAUCCUAAUAUACAUAGAUGUUCACAUUGUUCUCAACCUAUUCAUGAACGAUAUUUUCUUCGUACACAUGAUCGUUUAUCUCGUGAAAAUUAUUGGCAUAUGCAAUGUUUACGCUGUCAAUGUUGUGAUGCAGUUUUAGCUGAUAUAGCGUCAACAUUUUAUACUAAAGAUAAUGCACUUCUUUGCAAAUCUGAUUAUAUGAAAAUAUAUGGUAGUCGUCCAUGUGCAUUAUGUGGUCAAGUAAUUGGAACGAAUGAACAAAUAAUGCGUAUUAGUCCUAAUUCUGUUUAUCAUUUAUCUUGUUUUACUUGCGCGAAAUGUCAUACACCUUUAGUUAAAGGUGAUCGUUACGUUCUUUUUAAUGGACAACCAUAUUGUGAAAAAGAUAAUCCACUUAAAUCGACAACAAAUACUACUAAUAGUCCUGUGACAAAACGUGGAAAUACGACGACUAAACGUGGAGCAAAAGCAGCACGUGCUGCCGCUGCUACUGUUACAUCAGUAACAUCAGCAACACAAAUACAACAAACAUUUGUAACACCACCACAAUAUCAUCAUACCGGACAUAUAUCACUUUUAAAUAAUCUUCAUAAUUCAAAUACAAUUACACAUUCAUUGCUCAGUAAUCCUCUAAAUAGCAACGGUUCUUCGUCGAUUGCAACAGCAAAUGGUGAUGAUUUGUAUUAA
Molecule: messenger RNA, 801 nt
Organism: Adineta steineri
Lineage: Eukaryota; Metazoa; Rotifera; Eurotatoria; Adinetida; Adinetidae
Source: the annotation of a GenBank genome assembly